AUGCCACUCUCCGAUGAUAAACAUCUCACAGCCGCUGUGAAAGGCAUUGCUAUGUCCAUAGUAAAUAACAUUAGUCGUCUUUCCACGGAACUAAAGUCCUUCAUUGAGAAAUCAAAAAUCAAAACCAACCUGCAGACGGCCAUCGAUAAUGUCAAGGAUAUCGGCAAUCAAUUUACUGAUGGAGAUAACGGCGAUGACUCGAAUACCGAUCACGGCGCAAAGAUCGACGCAGCGUUGCAGAAGGUGAGUGCAGCAAUUACGCAGCUUGAGGGGUUGCUAGGUAAAAUGGCAGACGAUGGGGGUGCAAUUCAAGAGAAGAUUAAAGAAAUCGAGACGAAUCUCGGUGAGCUCAAUAACAUUUGGAAAGAUGAGCAAGACGGCCGAAUUAAGAAGAAGCAAAAAGAUGCCGAAGACCUUAUGUUGGAGUUACAAGAUUAA
This is a messenger RNA of Babesia ovata, 438 nucleotides long. RefSeq names its product cyclase family protein, putative. The record is from RefSeq and is a predicted model, not a curated record. The coding region runs from base 1 to 438 and encodes 145 amino acids. NCBI's taxonomy places the organism in Eukaryota, Apicomplexa, Aconoidasida, Piroplasmida, Babesiidae. The transcript has a single exon.